CGGAGGGCGGGCGGGCGGGCGGCGCGGGAGGGCGGGGGCCGCUCCGCGACGCUGCGGACCGCGCUUCUCCUCUGAGCGGCGGCGCGCGCAGCUGUGGGGCGCCGAGGGCCAGCCCGUCCAUGACCAUGGGCGACAAGAAGAGCCCGACCAGGCCAAAAAGACAAGCGAAACCUGCUGCAGACGAAGGCUUUUGGGAUUGUAGCGUCUGCACCUUCAGGAACAGCGCCGAAGCCUUUAAAUGCAGCAUCUGCGACGUGCGGAAAGGCACCUCCACCAGGAAACCUCGCAUCAAUUCCCAGCUGGUGGCACAGCAAGUGGCACAACAGUAUGCUACUCCACCUCCCCCUAAGAAGGAGAAGAAGGAGAAGGUGGAAAAGCCUGACAAAGAGAAACCUGAGAAAGAUAAGGACAUCAGCCCCAGUGUCACCAAGAAAAACACCAACAAGAAAACAAAACCAAAGUCUGAUAUUUUGAAAGAUCCUCCUAGUGAAGCUAACAGUAUACAGUCUGCUAACGCUACAACAAAGACCAGCGAAACGAAUCACACCUCAAGGCCCCGGCUGAAGAACGUGGACAGGAGCACCGCACAGCAGUUGGCUGUAACUGUGGGCAAUGUCACAGUCAUUAUCACAGACUUUAAGGAAAAGACUCGAUCCUCCUCUACAUCCUCCUCCACAGUGACCUCCAGUGCAGGGUCAGAACAGCAGAACCAGAGCAGCUCGGGGUCAGAGAGCACAGACAAAGGCUCCUCCCGCUCCUCCACGCCAAAGGGCGACAUGUCAGCAGUAAAUGAUGAAUCUUUCUGAAAUUGCACAUGGAAUUGUGAAACUAUGAAUCAGGGUAUGAGAUUCAAGCCCUCCACCUGCCCAUGCUGCUUGCACCCUGGAGAGUCUUCUGUGGACGACCUUGUAGUGAUGCUACCAGGAGAGGUUCUACUUGCCGUGGGCACCUGGCUACCAAGGAAUUUCGUACCCUGACAGUUACUCUUGACACUUUUAUGUAUUCCAUUGUUUUAUAUGAUUUUCCUAACAAUCAUUUAUAAUUGGAUGUGCUCCUGAAUCUACUUUUUAUAUAAAAAAAUCUGCUGUGCACAAUUUUCCAUGUA
Messenger RNA from Phodopus roborovskii (desert hamster), 1105 nucleotides. It is a transcript of the gene Rybp, whose product is annotated as RING1 and YY1 binding protein. Lineage: Eukaryota; Metazoa; Chordata; Mammalia; Rodentia; Cricetidae. The record is from RefSeq and is a predicted model, not a curated record. The transcript has 5 exons. Gene Ontology annotation, biological process: positive regulation of DNA-templated transcription. Bases 120 to 806 code for a protein of 228 amino acids. Gene Ontology annotation, cellular component: nucleus. Gene Ontology annotation, molecular function: transcription coregulator activity; DNA binding.